Solea solea (common sole) is the source of this 1756-nucleotide messenger RNA. RefSeq names its product mitochondrial amidoxime reducing component 1 (gene marc1). Gene Ontology annotation, molecular function: molybdopterin cofactor binding; molybdenum ion binding; pyridoxal phosphate binding. The coding region runs from base 42 to 1034 and encodes 330 amino acids. NCBI's taxonomy places the organism in Eukaryota, Metazoa, Chordata, Actinopteri, Pleuronectiformes, Soleidae. Gene Ontology annotation, biological process: nitrate metabolic process. Gene Ontology annotation, cellular component: mitochondrial inner membrane. The record is from RefSeq and is a predicted model, not a curated record. The transcript is spliced from 7 exons.
AAGAUCUUUAUCAGCUCAGUGUCAGUGAGGUUUUUUUCUAAAUGGAGGUGAAGACGCAGGUGUUGAACGCGUUAGCUGAGAACAAGAGAAGCGCUCUUCUUGUCCUCGGAGCAGGAGUUGGUGCAGCUGCGCUUCUGGGUUUCGGACUCGCAUUUAAAUACCUGCGUAAACCGGAGAAGCUGCUCCGUGUGGGGGUCGUUUCUCAGCUGCUCGUGCACCCGCUCAAGUCCGGGAAAGCUCUGAGUGUCGCGCUGGCGGAAUGUCACAAGUUUGGACUCAGCCAUGGACAGCUGCAAGACAGACACUGGCUGGUGGUGACGGAGGACGGACGCAUGGUGACCGGCGUCCAUCAGCCUAGUCUCGUCCUCGUGUCUCUGACCUGUGACAGAGGUCAACUCUGUCUGAACGGACCAAACAUGGACAAGCUCAACUUUCCCCUCGAACAAUCCAACAACCCUGUUAUUCACUGCAGAGUUUAUCGCGGUGAGAGCCAGGGUCGGGACUGCGGAGACGAGGUGUCUCGCUGGCUCACUCGUUAUUUUGGAGUAAACAAAACCUUUCGCUUGGUUCACUUUGAACCUCAGAUGAAGGGGAGACAGUCUCCAGAGACUCUGUUCUCACCAUAUGAGAGGUUAGCAUACACAGACGUCGGACCUGUGAUGCUGUUGUCGGAGGCCUCUGUUCACAAUCUGAGCAGCAAGUCGGAGAAGGACUUGAAUGCGAAACAGUUCCGUCCAAACAUUGUGAUCAGUGACUGCGAGGCAUUUGCUGAGGAUUCAUGGGACGAGAUCCAGAUUGGCAACGUGCGUCUGCAGCGAGUCAUGUCAUGUGGAAGGUGUCUUUUCACGACAGUCGACCCUGACACUGGUAUAUUCCACAGAAAAGAGCCUUACCAAACACUGAAGAGCUAUCGUCUGUGUGACCCGUCGGAGAAGCACAUCUACAAAUCCUCUCCGCUGUUUGGACAACUGCACACAGUGAAGAAGACGGGGAUCCUGCAGGUGGGCGACGUGGUUUACACAGUCAGCUGUUAAUGUCACAGUCAGACAAAGUAUGUUGUCAGAAUGCUUGUGAAAUCCAUUUUCAUCUCUAUGCCCCUCACAAAGGUCGCUGGGGUCAGGGUUCGAUCUCGCUCUCACUCUUGGUGUGAGGCAGCAGUGCUGUGACACACAUUAUGUUAUAUUUGAACAAAUGUAUUCAUGAUUUUUAAAAUAGUAUUUUACAAUGCAGUUGACGAAAUGCACCGUCUCCUCCUGGGUUAGGGUUUAAUAAACCGGUCCAACCAUAUCCGGUAAUCUGUCACGUACACGGUUGUAAACUGUGAAUAGUUUUUGAAAUUCCUGCUGAUGUAAGCAACCGUUUGUACAUUCAGGCGAUUGUACACGUUUUUGGCCAGGUGGGGAUAUGAACCGGCGACCCUCCGGUUACAAGCCAAGUUCCCUUUCCACUUGGCCGCGGGCUGCCCUAUCUAAAAUAAUCUGACGUAUAUCUUACAGAAGUCAGAAGUGACGCUCUGUGCAGUUGAAGAUGCUACCUUUUCUCUCUCCUGUCAGCUGCUGCAACACUGUCUCAUUUAUUUCAUGUUUUUAAAAACGGUUUCACUUUGAACAACAGAAUACUUUUAAAGCUGAUGUCAGUAACGCACACAUACGUCUGUUUAUAGAAACUGUUUACACCGUUUUAUUUAUGCUAUCUCUCAUCUGCAUCUCCCUCAGAUUGUACCACAAGGUCUGAAUUAAACAUAUUUCUGAUCCAA